AUGCGCCAUGAUGCGGCCAUGGAUCUGGCUGCACUCAUGUCGACGAUGAAGGCCAUGAGUCGCUUGACCCUUCCCAAAGUCUUCGUUUCGGAGAUCAGAAAGGCCUCCUCCGUGACCUUGCUGACCUGCUGCGGACUUCGGCACUUCGCAGGCCCUGCAGGGAGCUCCUUGACCAGUGGGAGAACUGCAGGUCGUUUGGUGAUUGUGGGUGACGUCCAUGGCUGUAGUGCUGAGUUGGAGGACCUGCUGGAGGCUGCAGAUUUUCACAAAAGAUCGGACGAACUCAUCUUCGUGGGUGAUUUGAUCGGCAAAGGCCCUUCCCCGCGAGAAGUGGUGCGCAUUGCCAGGGAAUUCUCAGCCAAAGCUGUCCAAGGAAAUCAUGAAUACAAUCUCCUGCGUUGGCGACGGCGUGGUGCACCGCUUCCAGACCCAGAGAAGAAAAUCAAAGAGAGCUAUGCUGCAACCGUGAAAGACCUCGAGGAGGAUGACUGGCAGUGGUUGGAGGCGCUCCCACUGAUGUUGCAUUUGGAUCUUCCAAAAUCUCCAUUGCCAGUGGUGGUUGUGCAUGCUGGCCUUGUACCAGGUGUUCCUAUGGAUCAGCAAAAACCAUACGACUUGGUCCACUUGCGCAGUAUUGACGCCGAAGGCCACGGCUCGAAGCUCUUCGACGCUGGAGCUGGUGCUUGGGCCAAGAAUUGGCAAGGACCCACGCAGGUGAUCUUUGGACACGACGCUCGCAGAGGAUUGCAGAAAGAAGCCUUCGCUAUCGGCUUAGACACAGGUGCCGUUUAUGGAGACAAACUCACUGCCUUGCUGUUGCCCAAGAACUGGGACAAGCCGUUGACGAGCUUGGACAACAGUCACUUCCUUUCAGUAAAAUCGCACCGGGCGUAUGCCAGCAAGAGCGAUAGCAAGGCAUAG
This is a messenger RNA of Cladocopium goreaui, 921 nucleotides long. NCBI's taxonomy places the organism in Eukaryota, Dinophyceae, Suessiales, Symbiodiniaceae. The record is from the annotation of a GenBank genome assembly.